AUGGCCACCAUUUAUGGCUGUGCGACUCUGACCAUCAUUGCGCCUACUGGUAAGCGCGCCAACCCAGGCCUAGCUGGCGUGUCAGUACCGCGUCCAACGCAGGUCAAGAAGACGAUCGAGGGGUACAACUUCUUCACCAUCCCUCCAGAGAUCUUGGUCGAGCGGACCGCGACUGAUUGGUCUACUCGAGCCUGGACGCUGCAGGAAGAGGUACUCUCGAUGCGUGUUUUGCAUUUUACGGAGAGCCAGCCUCCAGAAGAAGAAGCUGCAAUCAUACCAGCGGACUUUGAAGGGACGAUGCCCCUGUACGGCGGCAUACUGCGGGUCUACACCAGCUGUCCACUGACCAACGAGAUCGACUCUCUGAACGCGUUCUUGGGCCUGUUAGCUAGAUUCAAGGGACGACUCUUCCCGCUCGGAUUCUGCCAUGGUCUUCCACUGCAGAGUCACUCUAUCACUCUAGGCUGA
This is a messenger RNA of Macroventuria anomochaeta, 468 nucleotides long. RefSeq lists its product as uncharacterized. The transcript has 2 exons. The coding region runs from base 1 to 468 and encodes 155 amino acids. The record is from RefSeq and is a predicted model, not a curated record. Lineage: Eukaryota; Fungi; Ascomycota; Dothideomycetes; Pleosporales; Didymellaceae.